Molecule: messenger RNA, 2951 nt
Organism: Didymella exigua CBS 183.55
Lineage: Eukaryota; Fungi; Ascomycota; Dothideomycetes; Pleosporales; Didymellaceae
Exons: 1
Coding region: 248-2758 (836 amino acids)
Source: RefSeq, a predicted model, not a curated record
CACAGUUUGACGGCGGAGCUGUACAAUCUCACGACAUAACGACUUUGUCUUCCACAUAUUGUUACGACUGCCCAUGGUCUCUGGUAGCGAGACCUACUUCUGGACCCCUUCCCCCUAGCAUCGUCUCGACUCAACUCGACUCACGUCAUCCUCGGCGCCCCGUAUUCCAGGUGACCCUCGCGCCAUCUCAACACAGACAAGGCACUCUCGAAUGCGAUAGGACGUGCACCACGUGCAGCCAUACAGGAUGCUGGGCUUCCGGCCGCAGCUCACGGUAGCCAAGCGGAAACCGCAAGCCUACAAUCAGGUCGAGCGCGACCUCGAGGACGGCGAGCUAAACGAUGAGAAACGCUACGAUAGCGACGAUGACGACAGCUACACGUCCUCUGGCGCAUCGAGUCCGUACUCUUCACGAGCAUCCUCCGGCGCCUACGAGGUCAAUCCGAACAAUGCACACGAAGCCCGGCCUCUCGCUCCGAACCGCAAGGCGUCGCGCGCACAUCGAAAAACGCCAUCGAAACCAUCCGUCAGCGCAUACAGCUACCGAAAUCCUCGCGCCUUCACAAGGUACUUUGGACUGGCUAUAGCAAGCACAUUGGUCUUGUUCAUAUGGUUUCUGUUGCACAGUAGCUGGGACUCGAUACGGAACGCAGAGCUCAAGCUGUACAAGUCACAGCCUCCGCCGCCGGUAUGGAAGAGCUUUCCCUUCUUGAAGCGCUACCAUGGGGGGAUACGCACCUUGGUCAGCCGCAAAGAGAACGUAUCAGAGUAUCCAACAAAAGAGGACAUCGACCCUGAGCUGUCCCCAGUGGACACGAGGCAGGAGGCGCCGAAGGAGAAGAGGGCCGAUGGCGCAAAGAUUCCGGACUCGAUACCGUUCAGUCCAUACCCAGACUACAACAGCUUGAAGUAUGUGGAAGAGUAUGGUCCGGUGGAGACGUGCUAUCUGGACGAGAAGGACACAAUCGCUGUCCCUGGACUACGAGUCUACGACGGGGUAACAAAGGGCAUGCCUGACAAUGUCAUGGGAAGUUAUGACCUGCUCGGCCUGAGAGACGACAUUUGUUUUGAGCGCUUCGGACGCUUGGGACCGUAUGGCCUGGGCUACAGCAAGAGGAGGGGAGGCACCGGUGCUGGAAUGGAAGGCGACCGCGAGGGUAUCGAGAAGGUGUGGGAGGCUGUCCCAGAAGUUGACUACCGGAGAGUCAAAUGGGGCAAGGCUGUUAGGCGUUGCUUGGAGAAGAACAAGGCACGCUUCAAGACGGUACCAAAGACCCGCGGCAGCAACGAUUUUCAGGCUAUGGCCACGCAGAAGCGGCAACUAGACGUUGUCCCCCCGACUGACAAUCAGACCGAGUCUGCUCGCCAACAGUCGAAAGCCUCCUACAACAAGGUCCUCUCGCGAACUGCUGUCCUCAUCCGCACGUGGUGGGACUACGAAUAUGACGACGAGGACCUGAUGUAUCUGCGAUCCAUGAUAUCAGAACUCAGUCUCGCAUCUGGUGGCGAAUAUCAAGUACACUUCCUCAUCCACGUGAAGGAUGACAACAAACAGAUUUGGGCCGACGAAAACGUGUAUCAGGAGGUACUGACUAAGUCUCUGCCAGCAGAAUUCGCUGGUAUGGGCACGCUAUGGUCUGAACGCCAAAUGGGUCUUAUCUAUGGUGGUGUGGAAGAGUCUAUGUACCGCGGCCUGCCUGUCCACGGUGCUUACCGUUCGACCUUCAUGCCUGUCACCUACUUCGCGCAUCAACACCCUGAGUUCGAGUACUUCUGGCACUGGGAGAUGGACGUUCGGUAUACAGGUCACUAUUACCAUCUGUUCGAGCAAGUUUCCAAGUGGACUGCAGCACAACCUCGCAAGGGUUUAUGGGAACGCAACGCUCGCUUCUAUGUUCCAUCUGUUCAUGGCUCCUGGGAAGACUUCACCCACAUGGUGCGUGUACAAACCGAGCAUGGUACCAAUAGCAAAGCCAACACCUGGUCAUCCCACCUUCCGCCGAAUCCGCAUGUUGCUCAACCCGAGUUGCAGAAACCUGAGAAGCACAUCUGGGGCCCGGAGAAGCCUCAGGCUUAUCCUGACAUUGAGAUCGACGAGGACGUGAUACCGCCACAUACCUUGAUGGAAGACAAGCACGAGUGGGGUGUAGGCGAGCCGGCCGACCUCAUAGUGUUCAAUCCACUCUUCGACCCGGACCGAACGAACUGGAUUUUGAACGAAGACACUACUGGUUACAAUAAGACGAACGGCCAACCGCCACGCCGAACUGCUAUCAACACAUCAGGCCGUCUGUCACGCCGCCUCCUCGAAACCAUGCACCGCGAGCAGUCUCAUUUCCGUCACACCAUGUUCAGUGAAAUGUGGCCAGGGUCGUGUGCCCUCCACCAUGGUCUCAAAGCCGUCUACGCACCUCACCCCGUCUUCAUCGAUCGCAAGUGGCCCACACAGUAUCUUGCCGCUAUCUUCAACAACGGCAGAAAUGGUGCAUCCGGUGGUGCCAGACUGUCAGUUUUCUCAGACGAGAGACAGCACAACUUCGAAGGCACAACAUGGUACUACAAUGCCGGUUUCGCCCCCAACUUGUGGAAGAGGUGGAUGGGAUACAAUGUCGACAACGACGGUGGUGAGGAGGAGGAGAUGGCUGGCGAGGGCCGCAUGUGCCUGCCUGCGGUGCUCUUGCAUCCGGUCAAGCAGGUUAAUCUGAUUCAGGAACGAGUUGAGGAGGCGACGGGCGCAGCGCAACACGAACAUCCGUAAGUCGAAGGGUCUUUGCAGUUCUACUUCAUCAUUGGUUUCGGCGUUCAUGAGCGUUUGGCUCUAUCAGUACAGCGUUUAUUUCAUCAUAUAGACAUGACUUGGAAUAUUCAUGUCGUUCACGGCAUACAAUAGCAUUUUAAGGCUCUUCGGUGGCCUUGAAUUGUAUGUAUGAUAGUAGAUGUACACUCUAGCG